Daldinia loculata is the source of this 2195-nucleotide messenger RNA. RefSeq lists its product as uncharacterized. The record is from RefSeq and is a predicted model, not a curated record. The transcript has 2 exons. The coding region runs from base 265 to 1875 and encodes 536 amino acids. Lineage: Eukaryota; Fungi; Ascomycota; Sordariomycetes; Xylariales; Hypoxylaceae.
AUCUUUACCUUUUACCUAUCUUUACCUUUUACCUAUCUUUUCCUUUAUUGAAAAACCUAUCCUCCUUACCAAAUAAGCGCUGCUAUUGGUAUUGAAAUAUCAUUACCUUAACACCUUCAACCUAAUAUACCCUCUCAUCAACACCCCGCUCGCCAUACAUAUAUUUCCCGUUCUUUAUAUUUAAAGGUUAAGGCAAAAUACCAUACCUAAAUAUAUUACCUAGCAUCAUAUAUCUUAACAUUAAAUCCUGAUCUAUAGCAUAAAAUGCCUCAGCAAAAGAAGUCGCAGCCAGACUAUGGCAAGCUUAAGCCAAAAGCUAAUGAAGGCUACGUCGGGCAGGCACCUGUUCACCAAACACCAAGCGAUAACGUAGCAGCGCGUGAUCGGCGCAGCCAACCUCGGGCGCUUGAUGAGCCUAUCCCAUCUAUUGAAGUAGACCUGCCUCUUCCUCACAUUCAGCAUCGACGAAGCCGAGGGCUAAAUCAGCCUCUUCCCUCUAUUGAAUCUGUGAUAGAAUCCGGCCACAGACGAUCUGAUCGACAGCUAGGUAGUGAAGCUAUCCACUUUUCAUCCCCUGUCCUGCCUUUACCAUCCCUGCCAUCUCCACCAAAACCCGCGCUUCCAUCGCAUACGCGCAAUGUAAGUGGAGUUUACCAGCCAGCUGGUACCAGCUUGGCGUUUCCCGUCAAUAUUACCACCCAAAUAGUCGACUGGCCUCAUGCAAUGGUUGCUAAACGACCUACCUACAUGCCGCGUAACGAAUUGGGCCGAGGCAAAAUGGAAGAGCACUUCCCUCAAUCUCGCCUUCCAAUCGUCGGAGGUAUAUCACUAGAAGACUGGUAUGACGCGUUAAUCUCGGCUUAUAAUAUGAUUGGAAGAAUUGACCGAUGCGAAUAUCAAUCCGAAUACGAGCUCCGUCCACUUUUACAGCGAAUUGCGCAAAGCAACGGAAGGCUGUUAUUUUGGACACCUGCUGAAGCUAUGCUACAUCAUAACUCUAUUACCGCAAUCGCUGCUAAAAACCGGGACCAAAUUCGCAAUGCUAGUCUAAUAGUACACCUUAUCCGAUUCCCUGACGGCCAAGGUCAUUUUGGCGUUUUGAUAUUCGAUAUCCAAAGCCAAUCUUGGCUUUUUGCCGAUUCGUGGAAGCAUGGCCGGAUUGCCCGAUUUAACCUAAUAGCAAAGCGAUUGCAAGAAUGGCUUAUUAAAAGCGGCUUGCUCUCAGAGGACAGUCCUGAGGAUUUCACACGCAACCGCGGUAAGAUUGCUGCUAUUACAACGCAAAAGAAUUCGUGGACUUGCGGCUUAAUAGCUAUUGAUUUCGUACGGGUAUUUAUGAGAGGAGGUUUAACUGAUUGGGCUGCGGCAUAUGACGGGGUAACACCCGAGCAGUCCAUGAUACAGCAAUGGCUAGGGUGGCUUCACCGAGAAUUGGGGCAUAGGCCUGAUACAGUAGUACGGGAACCGCGCGUUCCUGACCUUAACUUUCGCCAGUAUAUGCGAGAGUAUUGGCAGAUACGGACCCCGCCUCCAUCGCAAAACCCCGCUGGUAGGUCACAACACAGCCCUAUGAAUCUAUCAUCUAGCUCGUCAUCUACCGGGAGUGAGAGCAGUGUAACAGUCGCUGGAAGCCCGAGCCAGCCGAGCCAGCCGAGAAGAUAUCAGGAAAAUUCGCGAAGCUAUCCAAUUGAUCUAACAAGCCCAUCCCCGCAAUCUCGAAGUCCUCCAUCUAGAAGUCCUGUAGGAUCAUCCCAACACCGGCCUAUUAAUCUAAUCAGCCCAUCCCCCCCAUCUAGGAGUCCUUUAUCUAGCAGUCCUUUAGGUAGCUCUCAAGAUCGACCUAUUAUCCUUUCAAGCCCUCCGGCAUCGCCUUAAGGCAGCCAUAAUGGCAAAUUUAAUAAAGUUAAAGCAAUGCGUUGUAUUUAUUACCGUAGCAUACAUAACCUAAACCUGCAAUAUAAAUCGAAAACGAUUGCCAAAUAUUUUAAAAUGGUUUAAUAAAAAAUAUAUCUUUUAUGCUUUUCUCGUAACUUUACAAAAAGACUAUUGUUAAUCAAAAUGACAAUAAAGGCCUCGAAAUAUUUAUGAAAGUUUUCGAAAAAAAAUAUCCACUCGUUUUAAAAAUCCAACCAAUAAAACGCCUCGUUUCGCGCACAGGUCACACCUGAUGCCAUUAUUGUAACAAGGCUAUUAUA